UAGUCGCAUAGAUGGCGCUUCGAUCUUGUAAACUGCGUAUAGCGAAUUGACGUUUUUGGUUAUUUUUGUUCUCGCCUCGUGUUUAUUUUAGUGUUUUAUUUCGGCCUUAUUGCAAAAAUAUAGUUUUUGUAUCACCUAAAGUAUCUAAAUUUCAUUGGGGACGAUUUUCAAUACCGAAUAAUAUUGAUCUACACUCUCAUACUAGGUAUAUGUAUACAGUUUUAUCACGUGGUGGUGUGAUUUAUAUAAUUCUUGUUUACCGUACAAGCCGAAACUUUGCGCAUGUGCGUUUCAUCAGUAACCUCAAAUUGUAGAAGGGACACGGAUUCGGCAGGUUCCGGAUAUCCGGGUCGAGGCACAGAGGGUCUGUGAUGUGCUAUCGCGGCGAGGGUGCGCGCCCCGCGUGUGGACGUUGGUGAUAUUAGUAAACGCGUCUGAAAUGGCUCAGACUCAGAUAUCGCGGAGCUCGGAGAGCGAUGCCUGGACGCUCCUCUCCCUCAAGUCGGCGCCUCCGUCGCCCUCGAAAGUGCAAUGGGCACAGGAGCCGGCUCCGACUGCCAUCGCGCGGCUCGAUGGCCGCGAUUUCGAAUACAUGAUCCGCCAAAAGAAGGUGAUAAUCGGGCGGAAUUCUAGCCGGGGUCAAGUAGACGUAAACAUGGGACAUUCUAGUUUUAUAUCGCGGCGGCAUCUCGAACUGUUCUACGACCACCCGGAGUUCUAUUUGACUUGCAACAGUAAGAACGGCGUGCUCGUCGAUGGUGUGUUCCAACGGAAGGGAGCGGCCGCGAUGCUACUUCCAAAGAGAUGUACUCUCCGUUUUCCGUCUACCAACAUCCGCCUGGAGUUUCAGUCGUUGGUUGAGGAGAGUGGCGUCGGGUCUGGGGGAGCAGGCCCACCCCUGCCCCCGCUACGUAUUUCCAUACCAGUGGACAACGAUGGACGGAGUCCUGCUCCCUCGCCGACAGGUACGAUAAGCGCCACCAACAGCUGUCCCACGUCGCCCCGGGGCGCCGGCUCCUCCGGCCGACGACACCCGGACCUCGGCCUGGUGGCGCAGUACGCCGCCCUGGCCGACCACCAGCGACCGAACUCGAACGGAACCGCGGCUUCGUCUACGUCCGACUCCGGCUACAGUUCCCGGGACGCCCGUGAUGCCAGGGAGCAUCGCGAGGGGCGGGACGAGGCUAAACCACCGUACAGCUACGCCCAGCUGAUAGUCCAAGCUGUUGCUUCGGCGGCGGACAAGCAGCUCACGCUGAGCGGCAUCUACAGCUACAUCACCAAGCACUACCCCUACUACCGGACCGCCGACAAGGGCUGGCAGAACUCGAUCCGACACAACCUGUCGCUCAACCGUUACUUCAUCAAGGUUCCUCGUAGUCAGGAAGAGCCGGGCAAGGGCAGCUUUUGGCGUAUCGACCCACAGAGUGAAGGGAAACUCAUCGAGCUGGCCUUCAGACCUCGUCGCCCGAGGGGAGUUCAGUUCAGGGCACCCUUCGGCCUCUCCUCAAGGAGCGCUCCUACUUCUCCGUCUCAAGUCGGCGUCUCCGGGCUGGUCACGCCUGAGGAGUUGUCGCGAGAACCCACGCCUGACCUCUUCACCGCCGAGGAACAUGAACAACAGUCCGGCCAACAACGCUUGUCAUCAUCGUCACAAUAUCUGUUCCCGCAGAGAAGUGGGGUCAGUCAGAGCGCGCCCGGAUCACCUGGUCACGGCGUGUACGCGGGCGGCAGCGGCUUAGUGAUGGCCGGACAUCAGAUAACGGUUGUCACCAACGGAGCUGGAGGGGAGAGAGAAGAGAAGUACGUGGUGGGCACGUCGGGGGGUGGGCUGGUGUCGAUACCCGAGGAGGAGGUCCAGGCUGCCAACCUACUGCUUCAUCAGCACUCACCUUACUACGCCGGGUACAGCGGUGACGAGAACUGCGCGCUGGGUGGAGAGUUGGUUAUAGAGGAGGCGCCCGACGACCCUCCCCACAAGAGACCCAAGCAUCAUGUGUCCGAUAUAGAAGAUCGACGCGCGUAUUGACCGCGCGACGCACGGGCGCCUCGCGUGGGCCGACCGUCCUCCCAUUGGUGGAGACGUCUCAAACAGCAGCGUCGCGUCAUCAACCGAGCCCGUGAUUGGUCAGCGAGGAGUCAGAACCGCAGCACAGUCACAACUUUGGCGGGAAAAAGACGCGCGUCACGACAACGCCGCGUCAUCGGUUCGUCAGUGUAGCAAUAAAUUGAACUAUGAGAAUCUUUAUUUUGAACCCUACAGUGUUAAGCGUAAAGUGUAGUUUCGAGUGAUUUGUUUUUUUUAAGUUACGCUAAGCGACGGCAUAUUGCGUUAUUUUCGUUUACGGUUUUCGUUGUACGUGAGUUGUGUGUUCGUACUGUGUGGCGGAUACACGUCACAUCGGCGGGAUGUAUACUCGUGGCCGACUGUAUAGAUGUUUUGUAAUCGAAAGUGCAAUCGUAUAAUAUAUAAUUUAUUACCUCUAGCAUAGAAGCAUAUGGCCGACCGGCGUUACCGCGCGUUCUGACGAAGCAACCGAUCUUAACGUACAAUGAAUUUGACUCGGUCAACAAUAUAUUCCGUUUGUCGGAUAUUAAUAUUAUUUUGUAUUAUAGGAUUGUAUUCUCAGUAUGUGACAUAUGGAGUACAGCGUUAGCUCGAUUGAUGCUUUGUGUUUCACGAUUUUAUCUGUUUAAUUGAAAUAAAUAAAAAUAUAUAGAUGAAAACAUACGAAUUUUACGUCGAGUACAAGAUAUUGAAAUUGUUAUAAAAUUGAUACCUAACUAUGGAUAUUGCUAGGAAAUCUAAAAAAAUAUAAUAAUUCACAAAUUUUGACGAAAUUUUUCGAUGAAUAAAUAAAAUCCUUAAAGCGUCUCAAUGCGUUGAGCGUCGCAUUGCGUUAUGUCUGAAUCCAUUGAUAACACGAACGACCCUGGGACCAGAUGUGGGGUUCUUAAGCCCUAGAAGAAGACAAAAAAUAAUAUUUGUUGAAUAUAGAUUAAAAAUAAUUUUGGGCUUUUUCAGCAAUGACCGGAUUCCAGUCUCGUAUUAGACUAAUUGGUGUCCCAUGUACGGAGGCUGUUAAACCAGUGCCAGUACUACAAGUUUGCAUUUAAUAUAUGAUACCAUCGUAUAUGAAACUGAACGCGAAACGAUCCGUAUCUCGUCUGUUAACGCAAACUUGUAGUAGUGGCGAUGGACCCGUAGAGGCUGUGUGACACAGGAAAGCGAUUACUUAUACACCAUUCACAUAAUCGUAGACUAAGUUCAAAUAAACAUUGUUAAAGCAGUUGACAUUAUUGUUGAAUAGUGGACGUUUUUUUAGGAAAUUUUUUAAAUAGAACAAUUCGUUUCGCUUGAUAGAUAAAUGAAAAAAAAAAUAAAAACAAAAACAAGAUGGCCGUCGACGACACUCGGCGCGGAAUGGUAUGCUUUAAAAUAUACGAUUCUAAUUAAAUCUUGAAUUGGAUUCAAGUAGGACAGAAUUUUAUAACGAGUAGGUUAGUUGACGAACAAAUUAGUUAUUUUAAUUUUUUAUUUUUAUAUACGAAUGAAUUUCCGUCAGUAUUCCUCGCUUCGGCGGCGCGUGAAGUCUUCUGGAAGCGAACGACACGUCCGGUGAGUCGAGGGCUUUAUGUUAACGAAUCCUUUGGUUGCAACACAUUCACCCAGCGACAUCUGUGUACCGCCGGUGUCGGAGCGUGAUCGAUGUAAUGAUAAUAAAUAAAUGAAAAAAUACAAAUAAAAAUUGUAAAGUUAUGAUUAUAUUAGUGUUAUGUAUACAUAUGUUACAUUAAUUAGUUGAAAAGGAGCACUUAGUAUGUGUAAACUUAGCAUUUAAAUGGUGAAAAUAUCUGAGGCUUUAGCGUUCUGUAUCUGACGCUCCCGUUUCGAAUACACGCAGAGUUCGCUCGGUGACGGCUUAGCCGGCGGGCGGUUUAGUAUGUGUAUGUAUGUUACUGUCUCCCUCCUAGAGUCUAACGGCUGGACCGGCGUCGGUGAGGAUUCUGUUCGUCUGCAUGUGUGCCUGUGUGGGUGUGUGCGCGUGUGUGUGUGGGCCGGUAGGUGGUUCGUUACAUUACAAUGUCCGUUAUGUUUUGAGUUUCAUCAGAACAGGUCCAGUGAUUAGAUUAUUCCGAUAUCUGAGGGAGCGUUGUGAGACGCGUCUUGCUUCCUACAUUACUAUAAAGAGCGACGUCGCGGCCCGCGUUCCCGGUUCGUGUCUCGAGACGAGCCGGCUUGAAACAUUGUAAUUAUAUAAUAUUAAAAGCAGCGUGGGGCGCGUGUGACAGUCUCCUAGCCAUGUAGGUAGCGAAAGUGAAAAAUAUAUUAUAUAUAAUAUAUAAGGCAUUGAAAAUGCUAUAGGUAUUUGUCUAUAUAACAAUCUUGAACCAUAUGUACCUUAGACGUAUAGUUUUAAGGUUGGUUUUCGAUUGGCUGAGCAUGUGCCCGUAAGUUAUUUGUGUAAAUUGCAUAUAUAACAUGCUCCACGCGGUGUCCGCGGUAUGUCUAUAUCGUACGGCUAUAUCUGAUUUAUAAUUGACAAAUUUUAAGAAAUAAACGUAUUUUAUCUCC
This is a messenger RNA of Danaus plexippus (monarch butterfly), 4576 nucleotides long. RefSeq names its product forkhead box protein K1 (gene FoxK). The record is from RefSeq and is a predicted model, not a curated record. Gene Ontology annotation, biological process: regulation of transcription by RNA polymerase II. Lineage: Eukaryota; Metazoa; Arthropoda; Insecta; Lepidoptera; Nymphalidae. The coding region runs from base 440 to 2029 and encodes 529 amino acids. The transcript has 12 exons. Gene Ontology annotation, molecular function: protein binding; DNA-binding transcription factor activity, RNA polymerase II-specific; RNA polymerase II cis-regulatory region sequence-specific DNA binding.